AUGAAGAUCAUGAGACCUACCUCGAGAGCACCCCUGGCCAAUACAUUUGCUGAAAUCUUUGACUAUCUCUUGGGCAUCCUCAGUAAUUAUCUGAAGCUAGAUGGCUUGUUUGACAUUAUACUGAAAGUCCCCAAAGUCAAGAUCCUGAACCUCACAAAAAAUGAGGUGAGAAUAUUGACAGACAAUAGUGCAAACCACUGGCUCAAGUCCAAAGAACCAGAGGUGGAUGAUGACUUAGAGACAGAAUCCAGACCCAGUAAAAUAAGCAAAUCUGCCUGUAGGUCUACUGAACAGCUUGCCACCAUUGGAAGCAAGGAAAGGAAGACAAAAUCAUUCAAGAUCAUUACAAGCAAGGCCAGGGCAAGAGCUAGAGGACAACUUGGUACUGUCCUGGAUGCUGGAUUCAAGGGCCCUUCCAAAGUCAGGGGGACAAGUAAGACCCAGACCAAGGCAGUGGCUGCAGCAAAACCCAAAAUAGGAUCAGUGACUCAGACUAAGGCUGAGGAUGGAACAGUAGCCAAGACACUGAACACAACUCACACUGAGGCAUUUGCUGUGACAAGGGAAGUAGAAGUGAGCAAGAUGAAAGCUAUGACUAAAAUAAAACUCAUGGCUGAGACUAAUGCAAAAAUGGUGACAGAGUCUACAGUAGUACCCCAAACCAAGUCAAAGGCCAUGCCUGGGUCCAAGGCUAGUGUCAUGACCCAGUUUGAAGUUAAGUUGGGUGCUGACAAUAAGGUCAAUAUUAGGCCAUGCACAAAAGCUAACAAUAUGGCCAGUAUUAAGUCUAGACCCCAGACAAAAGACGAGACCAGCAUCAAGUCCAGGGCUGGUAACAAAGCUAAUAUUGAGGUCAAGUCCAAUAAUGAGGAUGAAGAAAAUGUCUGUUCCUGGUUUUGGACUGGAGAAGAGCCUAGUGUAGGAUCCUGGUUCUGGUCUGAAGAAGAGACCCCCUCCCAUGUUUAUAAGCCCCCACCAGAGAAUGAAGAAAAGCCCAAGUCCACUCUCAAAGCUGAACUUAGUAUAAAGGAAAAAGUGGCAGCAUGGUCAAGGGCCAGGUGCAGUGUUCUAGUCCCAAUUGAAGUAGAGGAGCAAUCCUUGACUCCAGAAAGGAAUUGGACUCUAGUUGAGACCUUGAUUGAAACUCCUCUGGGUAUUCAGCCUCUAACUAAGAUCUCAGCCUGUGGUGGACCUUACUUCCAGACCUUAGCAGAGAUUAAAAAACAGAUUAGGUUUAGGGAAAAGUAUAGGCCCCAUCCAAGAGUCUGCUGCUGCAAACCACGUGGCCUUAGUUUAGCGCCGAAAGAGUUCAAUAAACUCAUUACACUACUUAAUUUAACUAAGGAUCCUUUCAUUCAUGAAAUAGCUACAAUGGUAAUAGGUGUCAGUUCUGCUUAUCCAUUUACCCAAGACAUAAUUUAUGAUGUAGGUAUUACUGUUAUGCUUGAAAACUUUAUCAAUAAUCCCCAUGUUAAAGAACACCCUAGAGCUCUAAAUUUGGUGACUGACAGCUCUGAGUCUUCUGAAGAAUCAAAAAGUGAAGAGUCAUGUACAAGUGAAGUUUGUAAGGACACAUUCACUUAUCCCUUGAACUCCCCUGUGCAACUCUCUGAGCACCUGAGUGUGAAAUUUGAGAAUCAUUACAUGAUCAUCAGUUACAUUCCAGAUUUCCUUACCUUGUUAAACAAAGGAAGUGUUAAAACCAAGUUUUUUGUUUUAAAAGUGUUUUCGUACUUGGCUAAAAAUCAAGCCAAUACAAGAAAACUGAUCAGUGCUGAAGUGCUGUCAUCAUUACUUGCUGCCUUUAAUAAGAAUGAGCCAAAGGCCAAUAUUCUUGUUAUCAUUGGGAUAUUUGAGAAUAUAAAUGUCCAAUUGAAAAGAAGGGUAAAGCUAUUUACUAAAGAACAGUUCACUAAAUAUGAACUUAUUUCCAUAUUUCAGGAAACAAAAGAGUUUGGUCAGAAACUCCAAGACUUAGCAGAUCAUAAUGAUCCUGAAGUGAGAGAUAAAAUUAUACGAUUAAUAUUCAAACUCUGA
Molecule: messenger RNA, 2037 nt
Organism: Chrysochloris asiatica (Cape golden mole)
Lineage: Eukaryota; Metazoa; Chordata; Mammalia; Afrosoricida; Chrysochloridae
Gene: ARMCX5
Product: armadillo repeat containing, X-linked 5
Source: RefSeq, a predicted model, not a curated record